Theileria equi strain WA is the source of this 1848-nucleotide messenger RNA. RefSeq lists its product as hypothetical. The record is from RefSeq and is a predicted model, not a curated record. The coding region runs from base 1 to 1848 and encodes 615 amino acids. Gene Ontology annotation, molecular function: DNA binding. Gene Ontology annotation, cellular component: epsilon DNA polymerase complex. The transcript is spliced from 15 exons. Lineage: Eukaryota; Apicomplexa; Aconoidasida; Piroplasmida; Theileriidae. Gene Ontology annotation, biological process: DNA-templated DNA replication; error-prone translesion synthesis.
AUGGAUAAUUUAUUUGACGAAUUAGAAGAUGGCGUUCCUGACGACUAUACCGAGGAGGUAGAGUUACCUCCAAAUGUAGAUAAGAGUACAAAUUUCGGGAAGAAUAGUUCUUUAAUUUCAAAUUUAAUAAAAUAUGGCAUAAACCCUGAGGUUGCAGGACGAUUUGCCGAUGUGAACGGAGAAAUAUUGACACAAAUUACACCAAACAAAUACACAUUGUACUUGGAAGAUGAUUUUAUGGUGGAUUCCAGAAUUUGGUACUAUUUGAUUUCAAAAUUAUCCGAUGUUACAAGCCCGGAAAGUGGAAAGAUUAAUAUAUCCUCGAUUUUAGAGGGUUUACAAAGUUUCAUUAUAUUUGAGGAACAAAACAAGUUUAUUUCUGAUGUUGAAAAGCGUUUUGGUCCUGAUUUCCAUGUUUUACACAAAGAUGGAAUACACAUAUACCACGCAAUCAACGACAUACCCAAAAUAGUAUUCUCAAUAAACAAGCGGAAAUUCAUAAAGCAAUUUGUGCAAGAUUCUGAUGAUACUUACACAAUUGAGGACGUCUGCAACAUACGUUAUGAACUUUUGUUCGAGAGAUCACGCGGGUUUAACUAUAAUGCAUGGUUUAAUAAUGCUCCAAACAUUUCCAUAAAGUUAUUGCCCGUGGAUUCAGUAUCUAUGAGCUCCAAAGACACUCAACUAUUGAUUGGAAACCUCGGACAUACCAAGGACGGCGAACUGUGUCUACAAGGAACAUUAAUUGAAUUAUCUAUUGUGAUAUCGGAAAAUUGUAAAAUCGCAAAUGGAAUAUACUGUGAUGGCCAAGUUGUUAUAAUAUACGGUACAAUGAAGGUGUAUGAAAAUAUAUUUCAUGUUGAUGGUAUAUUACACCCACCAAUUACUCUAAAGAAUGAACUUUCCUCAUUGGACUUUUUUGGAGGAAAAUUGGACAACAAUACACUGGCAAUAUAUCGUGAUUAUACUAGUUUCUCAUCUUUUAGGGGUAUAAAUACAAAUUGGAUCAUAAUUUCAAAUUUAUAUCUUGACAAAACAAAUACGAUUGAAACUUUGGAACAUUUAUUUGAUUCAUAUAUUGAAAUGUACCCUCAACAAGGACUCCCAGUUGGAUUUAUAUUCAUGGGUGAUUUUAACUCACUUGGAUUCAAUUUCGAAUAUCACCAUAGUUGGAUCGAUCAAAAUGAUAAAAACACUAAGCACGUUUCUAAUACAACUGAAUUUUAUGCUAGAGGUUUCGAAACCCUUUACAAACUUUUAAUUAAACCUAAAUAUCUCAUGAUACUUUCUGCUUGUUAUUUGGUUUUUGUACCCGGACCGAAUGACGCAACAUUGUGUAGACGUAAACUACCUCGUCAACCACUACUCAACUACUGUAUAAAUAGAUUUAAAGAACGUGUUGAAGCUGCACGCCCUGAAUCAAAAGGCCGAAUUGUAAUGGCAACAAACCCAUGCCGUAUUAGACAUUGGGGGCGGCAAAUGAUAUUUUAUCGACAAGAACUAUUGACUCAAUUGCUAUGGGAAGCUAUAAUCACCAGUUCAAAUACAUUGUCUAUGGAUACUAGCGAAAACUUGAUUGAUAUGCUUACUGGAACAAUUGUUGGUCAAAGCCAUUUGUUUCCAAACAAACCCGGAACUUCUACUAUUUUACAGCAUGAUUCUUCACUUUUGUUACACCCUCUCCCAGAUUUUAUUUGUUUGUCUGACACAACUGCACCUGCAUUUAUUCGCAUACAUGGUCAUAACAACAACUGUCUAAUUGCAAAUUGUGAUGCAAAUUUCAGUCAAUCUAGAAAUAUUGUUUCAUAUGAUUCUACAUCUAACAAGGCACAAGUUUUUUCUAUUUAA